Entamoeba nuttalli P19 is the source of this 1776-nucleotide messenger RNA. Its product is annotated as protein kinase domain containing protein. The record is from RefSeq and is a predicted model, not a curated record. Gene Ontology annotation, biological process: protein phosphorylation. Lineage: Eukaryota; Evosea; Mastigamoebida; Endamoebidae. Bases 1 to 1776 code for a protein of 591 amino acids. Gene Ontology annotation, molecular function: protein kinase activity; ATP binding. The transcript is spliced from 2 exons.
AUGAUAUAUUUACUUCUUUUAAGUGUUUCAUUUGCAACACUCGUUAAUGUAACAUUUAAUCCAUCAAUGAAUAGAGUUAUUAUUCAUACAUAUAUUGAUGAAUAUGGAGAAUAUCCAUAUACAUUUAUAACAUCACAUUUAAUAAAUGAUUCUAAUUCAUAUUCAUUAGAUGGAAUAUUACCAUUUGCAGAAACAAUUCAAUUAACAUUAACAACAAGAGAAGGAAUAACACGACCAAAUGUAGUUCAAUCAAAUACAACAGUAAUAGCUGUUCAUAAUAAAGUAUUUGAGAUAUAUGAUAUUUCAAAACAACCAGCAUAUUUAAUAACAACAAGAGAACAAGAUUUUGAUAAAGAUAGUGAUAUGACUCUUGUCCAUAGAAAACAAGGAGAUAUAAUCUUUUUAUGUAAAAAGUCAUUAUUAAAUGAAUAUAAUAUUCAUCUUCAACAUCAACUCUCAACUAAUAUUUGGUGUGGAAAAUCAAUUAGUGGAGGAAAUGAAAUGAUUGCUGUAAAAGGAAAUAGAAGUAAUGUAAAUUUAUAUGAAAUAGAUAAAAUAAAAGGAGAAUUAUAUUAUUAUGGUAGUGUUUCAUAUCCAUAUUCAGAAACAUUUAAUUAUGAUCCAAUAAGAAUGAAUAAAUUUAAUGUACUUUAUGCACCAAUUACUGGUUUAAAUAGACUUCAAGUUAAUUCACCAAAUGAUUUUUAUAGAAAUGGAGAAACAAUAAUAAUACCAUUUUAUAAUUCAAUAAAUAAUUCAGUAUUAUAUAAUCCAACAGGAUCACAAAUUAUUUAUACAUAUGGAAGUCUUAUAAUAAUUGGAACACCAUUUAUUAAUAAAGGAACAAAUUAUAAUAGUGGAGGAGCAAUAAUAUAUUAUGAUUAUUAUCUUACAGAUCAACCAAUUAGAUUUAAAAAAUUAUGGGAAUAUAGUGGAAAUAGUUCAUCACAAUUUGCAGGAUGGAGUGUUGGAAUAAGAAGUGGAUAUGUAUUUAUUGGAGGAGCAAUAAAUACAAAUGAAAAAGGGAUAAUACAAAAAGAAAUAAUGAUAAAUAUAACAGAAGUAUUAAAAGAUUAUUCAACAAUUGAUAUAUUAAUUGGACAAAAUGAAAAUGAUUAUAUUGAAUUACCUGUUUCAUUUAUUAGUAAUGAAGAUAAUAUUUAUUGUAGUGAUGAUUUACUUAUUACAACUGAAAAUGAAUUAGCAAUAAAUAAAUAUCCUCCUUUUUCUUUUAUGUUAUCUAAAGAAAUUAUUAAUCGUUUUGAAUUCUCUCAAAAUUCUAAUUUUCUUGUUCCAAUUAAAAAAUGUUGUAUUCAUCCAAAUUUAAUUAUUAUGACUGAUCAUUUUCAUACUAUUUGUUCUUCUGAUAAUAUUCUUAAUAUUUUAUUAGAUGUUGCUAAAGGUUUAGAUGAAUUACAUAAAAAUAAUUUUAUUCAUCAAAAUAUUACUUUAGAUUCUUUUGUUGUUGACUCUUUUGGUAAUGGUAAAUUAUCUGAUUAUUGGAUUCCUACUCUUUUAACUACUUCUAUUUAUACUCCUCCUGAAGUUUUAAAUGGUCUUCCUUUUACUAAAUCUGGUGAUGUUUUUAGUUUUGCUAUUGCUUGUAUUUUAUCUUCUGGUGGUUCUGUUGGUUCUAUCCCUUUUUCAAUUAAUAAUGUCUCUUUUCCUGCUUUAUUAGAAAAUUGGAAAGAUUUAUUAACACAAAUGCUUAAUCCAAAUUACCAAUUACGACCUGAUAUUUCUUCCAUUGUAUUAUCUUGGUCUAAAAAAAUUUAA